AUGGCACCGCAAGUACCGCAGAGCCAGGCCGCGAUACUGGCGACAAUUACAUCGGAUCUGGACAAGAUUGCUCCGAGGUUUGAGAUGCAGCCUGAGCGGAUUCAGAUUAUUCAGACGCCUGCUGAGUUUUAUCAAACGCUGAAAGACAAAAUCUCAAAAGCCCAACACAGAAUCUACCUCAGCACCCUCUACAUUGGCAAAACAGAACACGACCUCAUUAGUACCAUCCGCGCAGCCCUCCUCAGAAACUCCAACCUCCACGUCUCAUUCCUAACAGACGCCUUACGCGGGACCCGAGAAACCCCGAAUCCAUCCACAGCCUCUCUCCUCGCCCCUCUAAUCACAGAAUUCGGUCCUCAGAGAGUCCAAAUUCGCAUGUACCACACGCCCAACCUCACGGGUUUGCGUAAAAAAUACAUCCCCAAACGAAUCAAUGAGGGUUGGGGCCUCCAGCACAUGAAACUCUACGGCGUCGACGACGAAAUCAUCAUGAGCGGUGCGAAUCUCAGCGAAGACUACUUCACCAACCGCCAGGACCGCUACCAUCUUUUCCGCUCUGCAGAAUUGACCGAGUACUUUGCCAAAAUCCACGACGGCGUGUCCGCUCUGAGUUUCGACAUCCAGCCGACUGACGCUCCUGGCGCAGGCGGCUACAGCAUGACCUGGCCCUCUUCCAACGCCGGUCCCAACCCGCUCGAAAACCCCUUUUCGUACAGAAAAGCAGCCGAGAAGCAUCUAUCGCACCUCCUCACGCCCUCCAACUCCCCUUCCCCCCAAAAGCCCCUCUCAGAGACAAGCUCCGGAUCGACAGUAACGACAACAAUCCACCCCAUCCUCUCCCUCGUCCCCCUCCUCCCAUCCUCGACCGAACUCCCCGCCCUAACCUCCCUCCUCAACACCCUCGCCCACACCCCAUGCACCUGGACCUUCACCGCCGGCUACUUCAACACAACCCCCUCCUUCCGACGCCUGCUCCUCGCCACACGCCCCGUGCGCGGCACAGUGCUAACUGCGCAUCCGCACGCCAACGGCUUCUACGGCUCCAAAGGUGUAAGCGGUAUGUUACCAGCUGCGUAUACGCAUCUAGCGAAGACGUUCCUACGGCAGGUACGGGUAAAGGGGCUUGGCGAGUCGAUUGUGCUGAAGGAGUGGAAGAAGGGCGUCGUGGGCCAGGAGGGUGCGUGGACGUAUCAUGCCAAGGGGAUUUGGGUGGCGCUGCCUUCUUCUUCUUCGUCGUCGUCCUCUGAGUCUCAGUCUCCUUCCACGGCGCCGGCUACGGGGAACCAGGGUGAGACCGACAACGACCCGUGUCUGACGGUCAUCGGGUCCUCGAACUACACCAAGCGCGCGUACGAACUCGAUCUCGAGGCUAAUGUUGUUAUUUCUACGACUGAUCCGGGACUGAGGCGGCGGUUGGGGGAGGAAGUGAAGUGGUUGGGCGAGCAUGCGAAGGCGGUUGAUGAGAGGGAGUUUGAGAGGGAGGAGAGGAAGGUUGGGAUGAAUGUGAGGAUGGCGAUGUGGGCGGUACGGGUGCUGGGUGGGGCAUUGUAG
Messenger RNA from Bipolaris oryzae ATCC 44560, 1551 nucleotides. RefSeq lists its product as uncharacterized. Gene Ontology annotation, cellular component: mitochondrion. Bases 1 to 1551 code for a protein of 516 amino acids. The transcript is spliced from 2 exons. Gene Ontology annotation, molecular function: CDP-diacylglycerol-glycerol-3-phosphate 3-phosphatidyltransferase activity. The record is from RefSeq and is a predicted model, not a curated record. Gene Ontology annotation, biological process: cardiolipin biosynthetic process. NCBI's taxonomy places the organism in Eukaryota, Fungi, Ascomycota, Dothideomycetes, Pleosporales, Pleosporaceae.